Molecule: messenger RNA, 1647 nt
Organism: Jatropha curcas
Lineage: Eukaryota; Viridiplantae; Streptophyta; Magnoliopsida; Malpighiales; Euphorbiaceae
Source: RefSeq, a predicted model, not a curated record
UUUUUUUUUUUUUUUUUUUUUUAAAAAAAAGGUUCAGGUUGUUUUUACUGUGACAUAAGUUUAUUUGAUGAUGUUGUUGUAUAAACAAGUGGAACUAAACUUUUCACUUGUUUGUUGGCAUCUGUAUACUUGUAUUUUAGACUUACAGUUUGUAUGGUCACCCUUAACCUUAAAUAGUGGUUGUAACAGUAUUCAGUUCAUCAGUAUAUAUUGUAACCGUGAAAGGAAAUAGAGUACAAUAUUUAACUCAUUUUUGUGAUAUUUGCAGUAAUUCUGGGGCCCAAUUGUUGAUUCAGAGUCAUUACCUUGUGUUUUACUGGUGUUUCAUCAAACAUCGAUCAACUCUUUGAAACUUUAGACAUCAACAUAGAAGCUACAUCGAGGAAUAUUAUAAAUAAUAGGAGAUAAUGUUUUAACUUGAAUAUUAUAAAUAAUAGGAACAAUGUUUUGUUGAAGUCAAAACAUUGAUCGAUACAUGAAAAUUUGUUGCCGAACAUAGUUUUAAUAUAAUACGGUUUCGGAGAAGUUGGAAUCAAACCGAUUUUAAAUACUUUAUGCCAGUGAUUAGUUAUGGUUAUGCAAAGAAGCUAUUAGUAGAAAAGAAAAGGAAACGUGCAUAAGUGUCAAAAAUGCCUUCUUCCUUCCUCCUACAAAGUCAAAAAGUAAAGAAUUGCCACGCAGAGCAUGUGUGUCUGACUGGAUAAACUAUUUAACUAUAUUUGACUGCAGAAAUUAUUUAACUAUUCUACUACAUUAAGGAGGCCGGCAAUGAAAGUCAACUAACACCCUUCUCUUCAAAUACUUCUUUCUCAAACCUGAAAUUUAGGUGUUCUGUCUUAAUGGGGAAACAACAGAAAAGAAAGAGUAAUGUUUCAAAUUUUCUUCCAAAAACAUCAAACUUUCUUAGUCCACCUCCUAGUCCAGUUCGACCCAAUACUCCAAAAAGAUUGUCUUCUCCAAGUCCAAGAAUAUCACUUAUUCCUAAAGAGAUUCGUAGAAGAGCAAGAAGUUUAAGCUUUGACGCAAGAGAGCCUACCUCUCCUAAAGUUUCAUGCAUGGGCCAAGUCAAGAACAAGAACAAGAAGAAAACAAAGGAUUCUGCAAAAAUACCAGAAAAUAUGUUGUUUCUAUGUUCUUGUCGUGGAGCAAUAGUUAAGAUUUUCAAGGGAAAGCAACAAAAUGAGGAAUCUAAUAAUGUAUUUGAUAAGGGACCUCCUGUGUUGGACACUUUUGAGAUGAAGGCUCAUGAGGGUGCAAGUACGGUGGGAAGUAACUGUUUAAAGGAUGAGAAGAGUGGGGAUGAAGAAAGGGAUGGAGAGGUUUCUGUAGAACCAAGAAAACAAGUUAAUUUGUGGAGGAAACGUGCCUUGUCUCCUCCUAGACCUCUUCGAGUGUAAACAAAAAACAAUAACUCAGAAAGAAUUUGGUUUAAACAUAUUUUCUAUUACUUGUAUAUCUUUUGCCUUUGAAAUAUGAAAAUCAGAAUAACUGAAGUAUUUGUUUCAAGAAUGGUAGUUAUUUGUAUACUGGUUCAACGGUUGAGUACCUAUUUGUAAUAUUGUUAAAAAUUGGGAGCAUUAAGAGAACUAUCCUUUCUUUUUUUCCUUGGAACUAAAGAAUUUCUGUUGCAAUACAAUUGUUCAUAAA